Molecule: messenger RNA, 164 nt
Organism: Racocetra persica
Lineage: Eukaryota; Fungi; Glomeromycota; Glomeromycetes; Diversisporales; Gigasporaceae
Source: the annotation of a GenBank genome assembly
GCAAGGACACUCAAAUUCAAGGGCUCGAAAAGGAAAUAUCUGAUCUUCAUGAGAAGUUAUCAAAUCUUAACAAAGUAAAUGAAAAUAUAAAAAAUGUGGAUGAGAUAUUAGAGAAUGCUGGAUUAACAAUUAAAGCAAAAGGCAAAAAAGAGAAAAAAGAGUAA